Molecule: messenger RNA, 2741 nt
Organism: Piliocolobus tephrosceles (Ugandan red Colobus)
Lineage: Eukaryota; Metazoa; Chordata; Mammalia; Primates; Cercopithecidae
Gene: TRIM16
Product: tripartite motif containing 16
Exons: 6
Coding region: 418-2091 (557 amino acids)
Molecular function (GO): protein binding; zinc ion binding
Source: RefSeq, a predicted model, not a curated record
AAUAAAAUGAAAACAAAAAUAUGUAGCUAGUCAGACCACACAAAGGCACAUAGGCUUAGAACAGAGCUCAGGAAUCUCCAGUCCUUUCUGGAGCAGGCACAGAGACACAUGGUCUUCAGCAGAGCCUAUACAGAUGAUUCACAUAAGAAGUUUCAGGGCUGGACCUGGGGAGGAAGCCUCAGCCUGAGCCGGCUGUCCUGAGCCUGAGUAAUCUAGCUGCAUUGUCGUCAUCCAUCUGGCUGCCAUCCAAUGCCAGGACACAGUAAUGAGAGACUGAGCUUCCUCUGGGAGGGAGGAAACAGUUAAAAUCUUGCAGCAGCUGCAGUCAUCUAGGCGUGGUUCUCUUGUCUGACUUGGGCUGCACAGAUCCUGGGCCAAGGGACAGAAGAAAGACAGCCCAGGAGCAGAGCCUCCCAGAUGGCUGAAUUGGAUCUGAUGGCUCCAGGGCCACUGCGCAGGGCCGCAGCUCAGCCCCCGGCCCUUCUCAGCCCGGACUCUGUGUCGGCCAGCCCAGUGGAAGAAGAGGACAUGGGCUCCUCGGAGAAGCUUGGCGGGAAGACAGAGGAACAGGACAGCGACUCUGCAGAACAGGGGGAUCCUGCUGGUGAGGGGAAGGAGGUCCUGUGUGACUUCUGCCUUGAUAACACCAGAAGAGUGAAGGCGGUGAAGUCCUGUCUAACCUGCAUGGUGAAUUACUGUGAAGAGCACUUGCAGCCACAUCAGGUGAACAUCAAACUGCAAAGCCACCUGCUGACCGAACCAGUGAAGGACCACAACUGGCAGUACUGCCCUGCCCACCACAGCCCACUGUCUGCCUUCUGCUGCCCUGAUCAGCAGUGCAUCUGCCAGGACUGUUGCCAGGAGCACAGUGGCCACACCAUAGUCUCCCUGGAUGCAGCCCGCAGGGAUAAGGAGGCUGAACUCCAGUGUACCCAGUUAGACUUGGAGCGGAAACUCAAGUUGAAUGAAAAUGCCAUCUCCAGGCUCCAGGCCAACCAAAAGUCUGUUCUGGUGUCGGUGUCAGAGGUCAAAGCAGUGGCUGAAAUGCAGUUUGGGGAACUCCUUGCUGCUGUGAGGAAGGCCCAGGCCAAUGUGAUGCUCUUCUUAGAGGAGAAGGAGCAAGCCGCGCUGAGCCAGGCCAACGGCAUCAAGGCCCACCUGGAGUACAGGAGUGCCGAGAUGGAGAAAAACAAGCAGGAGCUGCAGAGGGUGGCGGCCAUCAGCAACACUGUCCAGUUCCUGGAGGAGUACUGCAAGUUUAAGAACACCGAAGACAUCACCUUCCCUAGUGUUUACAUAGGGCUGAAGGAUAAACUCUCUGGCAUCCGCAAAGUUAUCACGGACUCCACUGUACACUUAACCCAGUUGCUGGAGAACUAUAAGGAAAAGCUCCAGGAGUUUGCCAAGGAAGAGGAGUAUGACAUCAGAACUCAAGUGUCUGCUGUUGUUCAGCGUAAAUAUUGGACUUCCAAACCUGAGCCCAGCACCAGGGAACAGUUCCUCCAAUAUGCUCAUGACAUCACGUUCGACCCGGACACAGCACACAGGUAUCUCCGGCUGCAGGAGGACAACCGCAAGGUCACCAACACCACGCCCUGGGAGCACUCCUACCCGGACCUCCCCAGCAGGUUCCUGCACUGGCGGCAAGUGCUGUCCCAGCAGAGUCUGUACCUGCAUAGGUACUAUUUUGAGGUGGAGAUCUUCGGGGCAGGCACCUACGUUGGUCUGACCUACAAAGGCAUCGACCGGAAAGGGGAGGAGCGCAACAGUUGCAUUUCCGGAAACAACUUCUCCUGGAGCCUCCAAUGGAAUGGGAAGGAGUUCACAGCCUGGCACAGUGACAUGGAGACCCCACUUAAAGCUGGCCCUUUCCGGAGGCUCGGGGUCUAUGUCGACUUCCCAGGAGGGAUCCUUUCCUUCUAUGGCGUAGAGCAUGAUGCCAUGACUCUGGUUCACAAGUUUGCCUGCAAGUUUGCAGAGCCAGUCUAUGCUGCCUUCUGGCUUUCCAAGAAGGAAAACGCCAUCCGGAUUGUAGAUCUGGGAGAGGAAUCCAAGAAGCCAGCACCAUCCUUGGUGGAGACUAUUCCCUAGACUCCAGGAGCCAUAUCCCAGACCUUUGCCAGCCACAGUGAUGGAAUUUGCAUUUUAGGGUGAUUUGGGGGCAGAAAUAACUGCUGAUGGUAGCUGGCUUUUGAAAUCCUGUGGGUCUCUGAAUGAGAACAUUCUCCAGCUGCUCUCUUUUGCUCCAUAUGGUGCUGUUCUCUAUAUGUUUGUAGUAAUUCUUUUUUUUUUUUUUUCCGCGAUGGAGCCUCACACUAUCACCCGGGCUGGAGUGCAGUGGUGUGAUCUUGGCUCACUGUAAUCUCUGCCUCCCAGGUUGAAGCAAUUCUCCUGCCUCAGCCUCCCGAGUAGCUGGGAUUAUAGGCGCCCGCCACCACGCCCAGCUAAUUUUUUGUAUUUUUAGUAGAGACGGAGUUUGACCAUGUUGGCCAGGCAGGUCUCAAACUCCUGACCUCGUGAUUCACCUGCCUCAGCCUCCCAAAGUGCUGGGAUUACAGGCAUGAGCCACUGCGCCUGGCCUGUUUGUAGUAAUUUUUAGGCACCAAAUCUCCCUCAUUUUCUAGUGCCUUUCUCCUGUCUGUUCAGAUAAAUGUCACACUGUGCCUCAAAUGGAUGACCAGGAACCUUCAGAGUGGCUGAAAAGAGUGCAGAGUUAUCAUGAUAAAUUGCUAACUUGUGUA